CCCAUAAUUAGAGUUUAUUUUUCCCUACUAUUGGGCAGAAACAAAAGCAUAAAAAUGUCCACUAUAUUCAUUCAGGUAGCAUGCAAGGAGCUUAGAAGCAGCCGGCUAUUCCUGAAACUACUAGAAGCUGUUCUCAAACUUGGUAAUCGAAUGAAUGAUGGCACUUUCCGUGGUGGUGCUCAGGCAUUUAAGCUCGAUACUCUCUUGAAGCUCUCCGAUGUCAAGGGUAUUGAUGGGAAGACUACACUCUUGCACUUCGUUGUUCAAGAGAUGAUUCGAUCUGAAGGUGCAAGAGCUGUUCGACUAGCCAAAGAGACCCAAAGCAACUCAGAUGUAAACUCUAAUGACCAAAGCCUUGGAUUAAAGAUAGUUUCUCACCUGAGCACCGAGCUGGAGAAUGUCAAGAAGGCGGCUGGACUAGAUGCUGAUGCCUUGACCAACACAGUGGCCAGUCUUGGUCAUCAAUUGGUAAAGACAAAGAAGUUUAUUGAUACUGAUAUGAAAAGCACAGGAAACAGUGGGUUCCUCCGGCUGCUGAAAUCUUUCGUUGAACAUGCUGAGGUUGAUGUUACCAUCUUAUUGGAAGAAGAAAAGAGAAUCAGGUCGUUGGUGAAGAGCACAACGGACUAUUUUCAUGGGAAUUCAGGGAGGGAUGAGGGCUUAAGGUUGUUCAUUAUUGUGAGGGAUUUUCUUGGUAUGAUUGAUAAAGCCUGCAAAGAAGUGAGAGAGUCUCAGAAGAAAAUGGCAAUGACACCGAGGACUAGGGAUACUCUGACACCGGCAGCGGUUGCUGACCCCAGACAACAUCUUUUCCCAGCAAUUAGAGAUCGGAAGGUGGACAGCUCGAGCACAAGUUCUGAUGAUGAUGAAUCUUAAGGGUUCCAUUAGAAUAGGCUUCUGCCCCUGGGAGAAC
Asparagus officinalis (garden asparagus) is the source of this 913-nucleotide messenger RNA. RefSeq names its product formin-like protein 11. Gene Ontology annotation, biological process: actin cytoskeleton organization; actin nucleation. Gene Ontology annotation, molecular function: actin filament binding. The record is from RefSeq and is a predicted model, not a curated record. Lineage: Eukaryota; Viridiplantae; Streptophyta; Magnoliopsida; Asparagales; Asparagaceae.